AUGCAAAUGAGGAUAGUUAUGUCUGCAUUCCCUCCGUAUCGCUCGCUUUCAUUCACUUCUCACACCAACUGUCUGCAGCCAAAGCAAAAACACUUCCCUCGUGACUUGAGCUGAGUGACUGGACCCAAAAUCAUGGCAAAGAACUUCUUUGGAAAACUGAAAAACCUUGGACCUACAGCUCCACCCAGGAGGACAGAUGACUAUGCAGGGAAUGAGUGGCCACAGAAAGAGUCUGAUGAUGACGAGGGUGACAUGUAUGAGGAACCUCCCCGUGAUCCCCAAACAGUGAACAGAGAGAACAGACCGAGAGAAGAAGAGCCUAAUGUCUAUCUGGGGAUGUCCUUCGAUCCUGCUUUAUUUGCAGAGAGGCCGGCGGCUCCCUCGCCUCCUCAGAGGCCGGCGGCUCUCCCACCCAGACCAGCCAAACCCUUGAAACCUCAGCAACAUGGUGAAGAUUUCUUCUUUGAUCCCCAAAACAAGAAAGGGGAGUGAUCUUACUGACGCACAAACUGAGCAUUCGUCUUUUCUUUGCUGGUUAAUUUGCUGUAUAACCCGUCUGUAAAGCUAUUAUACCCUUUUCUUCAGCACCUAAGAACAGAACUGAGAAACCUGUGAGAGAGAACAUGAUGCCUACGCCCCUAGUCCGCUCCGCUCCUGUUCCAAACCCUGCGUCUAACACUGAGGAAGGUGAGUAUGUGGAUCCAAUUGAAGCACAGAAUUCCCCCUGGCUUUCCUCGAAUGAGUUAGAAACAGCUUCUACAGUUGAAGUGAGACACAAACCCCUCCUCUCCAAACCCCCCCCACCGACUCCCAGUAUUAAGCCCCCUCUACCGGCGAAACUGAAGCAAGCUAAAAACAGUCCUCCUGUGAAGGACGGUAAGCCCGCUGUCUCCUUAGGUGGAAUGAAGGCAACCAAACAAUGGGUGAACGAGGACAAAGAGUGGUUUGCUGGGAAUUCCAACAGGAAGAUGGCCGAGGAUCUUUUACUGAGGGUCAACAAGGACGGCGCAUUUCUGAUACGACAUAGCUCAGCUCAGGGCAGCCGCCAGCCGUACACUCUCGCUGUGCUCUACCAGCAAAAGGUGUACAACAUUCCCAUCCGCUUCCUGGGGGAGACUCGAGGUUACGCUCUUGGAAAAGAGGGCAAGAAGACCGAAGAGAUUUUCGGCUCCCUUGACGAGAUGAUUUCCCACCACAAAAAUAACCAGCUGCUUCUGAUAGACAGCAAGAGCCAGGCCAAGCACACCACGUAUUUAACGUAUCCUGCACGCCCUUCAUUCUAAGAUCUAUUCAGAUGAGAAUAAGGAUAAAAGCAUAGUUUGAAAGUUUUCUGUAGGUCUAUUAAUGUGUUACAAAACUGUAAAUACCACUAACUGCUUUAACAUCAUCAAGAUGUCAUCUUUAUAAAGUAAAAUAGAUUAUCCAAACUUCUAAUGCACCUAGAACAGAGAAUAUAUGUUACAAACUGACUUGACGACACCUUGAGGUUCAAGCUCAGAGAUAUUCCUGUUUUGUUAUCAAUUCAUAGAAAGGACUACAAAGUUUUGCUAAAACGUUCACCGGUGAAAAAGGAAAACCUGUUGCCAAGUGAUGAUGUUGCUGUCUUAUCAACAGAAUCUAACUCCCAUUGAAACAUUCAGACUGUAUAAUUCUGCUGAUCAUCAAAACAGUUUUCAUCUGAAAUGUCAUGAUCAGUUCCAUUUAGUAAUGUCUGAUGAAGCAUUAAAAUAAAUGUCUGCAUCGUUUUAAUGUUUGUGAUGAGUACAUUUUUUUACAUAUUUGGUGUGUUUCUUUGCACAGGAUCAGUUUAGUUUGACUCAGAUUUUCAAUAUAAGCUAUGUGUUAACAGGUGUCUUUUAUUUGAUAUUGUGAAACAAAGAAUAAAUCAUUUCUAUUCCAUUCAUUUUACUCCAGUUCAUAUUUACUGUUGUUGACCAGUAACAAGGAGUUAGCCAGAAUAAUGGCCUUCAUUAUGCUUUUUUGUGGCGUGUAUUUGUGUAACGCUUCAUGUGUGGACCCAACGGCACUCACACGACUCCAGCGAUCUUUUGACCUUUUAUUUAAAGCUCCAGAAACCGCAUUUAGUGUCAGGGUUUUUGGACUGCAGUACCCCAAAGGACCAUGUGGGGUCCUCAGUGAUCCAGUUUAUCCUGUCACAUGUGUGUGGUCUUGAUUGUUUUCAUUGUGUUCAUCUGUGCCUUGUUUUCUAGCCUUUAAAAGGCCCCCUGAGUUCCUUUGUGUUUGCCAAGUCUUGGCACUUGCCACCUGGAGCUUAGCCACGUGAGAUUCUAGAUGCGCUACCUCUUAUCCUUUUUGGUUUUUGAGAUCUUUUGUUGCCUCUCAUUUGGGACACCCUUAGGUACCUUGUUAAAUGCCCAGACCUUGUUUUUAGUUGUCUAGAAAUAUUUUUGAGUUACUGUCAAGCUUAUGGAAUCCUCUGCUCUUUUCAAAUAAAGAAACCUUUUUUGAUUCCCUACAAA
Messenger RNA from Gasterosteus aculeatus aculeatus (three-spined stickleback), 2480 nucleotides. RefSeq names its product B-cell linker protein. The record is from RefSeq and is a predicted model, not a curated record. Lineage: Eukaryota; Metazoa; Chordata; Actinopteri; Perciformes; Gasterosteidae. Gene Ontology annotation, biological process: cell surface receptor protein tyrosine kinase signaling pathway; intracellular signal transduction.